Messenger RNA from Triticum turgidum subsp. durum (durum wheat), 276 nucleotides. The record is from the annotation of a GenBank genome assembly. Lineage: Eukaryota; Viridiplantae; Streptophyta; Magnoliopsida; Poales; Poaceae.
AUGGAUGCCCUCUUCCUCGCGAUCUGCGUGCAUCAUAAUAUACUCGUUGGGCAGAGCGGGUUCUUCACCGCCAAGCACUCAGACCGCUGGUCCAAUCAGCGGUGGACAUUGUCUCACAUCAACCAGAUCUCCGACUGCAACAACGUGGAGAUGGACACAGCGGCGGCUCCGUCCCCUGGUCGACACCUUGCUGGUGCUGACAGGCGCACUCUGUGUCGCUGCAGCAGAGCAGCGCCAUACACAAUUCGCCACCUUGGCCGCCCUCACUCUGCUUAA